This is a messenger RNA of Gastrolobium bilobum, 2909 nucleotides long. RefSeq names its product phospholipid:diacylglycerol acyltransferase 1-like. The coding region runs from base 457 to 2514 and encodes 685 amino acids. Gene Ontology annotation, biological process: lipid metabolic process. Gene Ontology annotation, cellular component: cytoplasm. NCBI's taxonomy places the organism in Eukaryota, Viridiplantae, Streptophyta, Magnoliopsida, Fabales, Fabaceae. The record is from RefSeq and is a predicted model, not a curated record. The transcript is spliced from 7 exons.
GGUGUGCAGUUCGAGGAAAUGACCAGAACGAAAGACAACCUUCCCCGCAAAAAACAAAGUGCCAAACAAUCUUUCGAAUACUGAGCUUGUGCGUACCUGAUUGCGUCACCCAUUCCUUCGUCACCGUUAAUAUUCGCAGUGAUUCGCGCCCAUUCUGAAACGGCGUCAACAAUUUACGACGCAUCUAGAAACAACCAAGCUGGCACAAGCUCCUACCUCACCAUCACGCCACGUCGGCGACGGCGGUUAGGGUUCCGACGAGUAUCCGUCCAAGGCUCUAUGCUGAAACUUCGCAAUCAUUUGUUUCAGCUUGUCAGAGCAAUUACUGAACCCGCCAUCUCCGAGCCUUAUCCUCGAUUAAUGAACAUACCGCAUUUUCAGAGCAUUUAGUGUUUCUUUUCGAUUAUUAUUAUUAUUUAUUUUAGACACCAUUGUGUGGUUCUUCCGAGGAAUACGAUGUCGUUUUUACGACGCAGAAAGGCCCCUGUGAAUCCCGCGCCACGUGACUCGGAUCACGAGGCGGAGGAGGAGGAGGAGAAGAAGGAGAAAAAGGGUAAGAAGGUAAAGUGGAAGAGUGGCGAUGGCGAAAAGAUAAAGAAAUGGUCGUGCCUCGAUAGCUGUUGUUGGUUCGUGGGAUUCGUAUGCUCAAUUUGGUGGUUCUUGUUGUUUUUGUAUAAUGCAAUGCCGGCGUCGUUCCCUCAGUACGUGGCGGAGGCAAUUACAGGGCCGUUGCCGGACCCUCCCGGCGUCAAAUUGAGGAAGGAGGGGUUGACGGUGAAUCACCCGGUUGUUUUUGUGCCCGGUAUUGUCACCGGUGGAUUGGAACUCUGGGAGGGUCGUCAGUGUGCGGAUGGAUUGUUCAGGAAGAGGUUAUGGGGCGGCACGUUUGGGGAAUUAUAUAAAAGACCAUUAUGCUGGGUUGAGCACAUGUCACUGGAUAAUGAAACAGGACUAGACCGUCCAGGCAUUAGAGUUAGGCCUGUAUCGGGACUUGUAGCAGCUGAUUAUUUUGCACCUGGUUAUUUUGUCUGGGCUGUUCUAAUUGCUAAUUUAGCCCGCAUUGGGUAUGAGGAGAAAAAUAUGUACAUGGCUGCAUAUGAUUGGAGAAUCUCAUUUCAGAAUACAGAGAAGGGCUUGUCUUUUUAUGCUUCAUUUGACCAGGUCAGGGAUCGAGCUUUGAGCAGGAUAAAGAAUAAUAUAGAACUCAUGGUGGCUACAAAUGGUGGUAAAAAAGUGGUUGUUAUUCCACAUUCGAUGGGUGUUCUGUACUUUCUGCAUUUUAUGAAAUGGGUUGAGGCACCAGCACCAAUGGGUGGAGGGGGUGGGUCAGAUUGGUGUGCCAAGCAUAUUAAAGCAGUGAUGAACAUUGGAGGACCUUUUCUAGGUGUUCCAAAAUCUGUUUCUGGACUUUUCUCUAUAGAAGCUAGGGAUAUUGCUGUUGCCAGGGCUUUCGCACCAGGCUUCUUGGAUAAGGAUUUAUUUGGUCUUCAAACUUUAGAACACCUAAUGCGGAUGACCCGAACAUGGGAUUCAACUAUGUCAAUGAUACCAAAAGGUGGGGAUACUAUAUGGGGUGGCCUUGAUUGGUCACCUGAUGUAUACUAUAACUGUAGUGCAAAGAAGCACAGGAAUAAUGACACCUACAGUGCAUUUCAAAAUGACAAAGAGAAUCUUGAGUUCAUGAAAAAUGCAAAUUAUGGAAGACUCAUAUCAUUUGGGAAAGAUAUUGCUGAGUUACAUUCCUCAAAGCUUGAGAGGUUGGAUUUUAGGGGUGCUCUUAAGGGUAGGAACCUUGCAAACACAUCUAAUUGUGAUGUCUGGACAGAGUACCAUGAAAUGGGUGUUGAGGGAAUCAAAGCUGUUGCAGAUUACAAAGCUUACACUGCUGAUUCAGUUUUGGAUCUGCUUCAUUUUGUUGCCCCCAAGAUGAUGAAGCGUGGAGAUGCUCAUUUUUCUUAUGGGAUUGCUGAUAAUUUGGAUGAUCAGAAAUACAAACAUUACAAAUAUUGGUCUAACCCCUUAGAAACAACAUUACCAAAUGCUCCAGAUAUGGAGAUUUACUCUAUGUAUGGGGUUGGGAUCCCUACAGAAAGAGCCUAUGUCUACAAGCUCACUCCUCAAUCCGAUUGCCACAUUCCCUUUCAGAUUGACACAUCGGCUGAUGGUGGAAAUGAGGACUCGUGUCUAAGGGAUGGAGUUUAUAGUUCUGAUGGUGAUGAAACUGUUCCUGUUUUAAGUGCUGGUUUCAUGUGUGCAAAAGGUUGGCGGGGAAGAACCCGCUUUAAUCCUUCAGGAAUCCAUACAUACAUAAGGGAGUAUGAUCAUGCCCCUCCAGCUAAUCUUCUAGAAGGCAGGGGAACCCAGAGUGGUGCUCACGUUGAUAUAUUGGGAAACUUUGCAUUAAUUGAAGAUAUUAUACGAGUAGCUGCUGGAGCCUCUGGUGAGGACUUAGGCGGAGAUAGAGUGCACUCUGAUAUUUUCAAAUGGUCUGAAAAGAUCAAUUUAAAGCUCUAGAUCCACAUGUACGAGAUCGAAUACUGUCUGCUUCAACCAUUGUGCUUUGGGAUAGAGCUGGUAAUAUGAGCUAUGGAGCUGAUAGACCAGUAGUGGAGACAGCGGCAGCUUGCUUUUAACUCGGAGUAUCUGUUGAAUUUCUUCGUUUUGGAAAGUGCUGAAUCUGUUUAGAAACCCCCAUCCCCAAACAAAAAAGAAAGGAAAAGAAAUUAUACCAAGUUCUUAGUUUUAGGUGCAGGCUUCAUGCUUGACGAGAAUUUUGUUGAUUCCAUUCAUUGAUUUGAUUAUAAUCAAGUGUAUUAGCGUCAAGUCAGCUCCAUUUUUGGCCCGACUAAUUUUUUAUACGCUGCUUUGACUACUUUGUUGGUCAAUAAAAUUUUGAAAAGAUUAUGUGC